This is a messenger RNA of Monoraphidium neglectum, 831 nucleotides long. Its product is annotated as D-tagatose 3-epimerase. The transcript is spliced from 7 exons. The coding region runs from base 1 to 831 and encodes 276 amino acids. Lineage: Eukaryota; Viridiplantae; Chlorophyta; Chlorophyceae; Sphaeropleales; Selenastraceae. The record is from RefSeq and is a predicted model, not a curated record.
AUGUGUGAGAUUGCCACUGAGAGCUUCGUCGUCGUCGCCGCCGCCGAAAGCAGGGCCUACAGCAACCCGCUGGGCGUGCACUCGCUGGUCUGGUGCGGCGAGUGGGACGAGGCGGCGGCAAGAAGGGCGGCGGUGGGGUCGGCGGCGGCUGGAUUCAAUCUCGUGGAGAUCCCCGCGUUUGACGCCGCCAGGCUGGACGGACGGAUGACGAGGCGUGUGCUGGAGGAGCACGGGCUCGCGGCCGCGACCAGCCUGGGGCUGACGCUGGACUCUGACAUAUCCAGCGAAGAUAAAGAGGUGGUCGCUCGCGGCGUGGCGGCGCUGGAGGACGCCCUGCGUUUCAGCGCGGACGCGGGGGCGCGGCACAUGUGCGGCAUCCUGUACUCGGCCCUGGCAAAGUACCCCGGCCCGCCGACCGCCGCCGGCCGCGCCAACGCCGCCGCCGCGCUGCGUGGCCUGGCGUCCAAGGCGUCAGACCUGGGGGUGGCGCUGUGCCUGGAGGUGGUCAACCGCUACGAGACCAACCUGCUCAACACGGCCGCGCAGGCGGCCGCGUUCGUGGACGAGGUCGACCACCCCAACGUAUUCAUCCACCUGGACACGUACCACAUGCACAUCGAGGAGGUCUCCAUGGGCGCGGCGGUACAGGCGGCGGGCAGCAGGCUGCGGUACAUUCACAUGGGGGAGUCGCACCGCGGCUACCUCGGGACUGGCUCAGUCGACUUCCAAGGGCUGUUUGAGGCCCUGGCGGCCGCGGGCUACGCGGGGCCCAUCACCUUUGAGUCCUUUUCCAGCGCCGUCGUCUCGGAGCAGCUCAGCAACACGCUGUGA